UCUUGAUAUCUCUGUGUUGCUGAAUACUCUGCUUCGUUGGAUGUGCUGAAAUAUCCAUCCCAUUUGGAACUGUCAGAUUGCAGGCCUCAACACCCAUGGUUCUCCGUCGCUCCGAUGCAGAAGGCAACAUAAGCUGACUGCUGGACUCGAUAGUUGCUUUGGUGACUGAAACUAACCACAGCAUCGCGUGUCAAAAUGGCUGCGCAGUCGACUUUGCGGCAGCCGGAGGAUCCGUUGCUCCUCCUCUUUAACCACUAUGCGAAUCUACUAAAGUCACGGAUCCAGAGAAGCUCCCGACGGUCUCGACUGCUUGCAACUACUGCAUUGCUUCUUGCGAUUGUUGGAAGUGGGUAUGGAGGAUAUAACUGGUGGCGAGAAGGGUCGAAAGAGAGAGCCCAGGGCCGAAGGUUAUUGCGGAAGAACUCUGGAAUCUUGAGGAAAGAUGGAGCGAGGAUCAUUUACGUGCCGUCCAAGUCGUCCCUUUCGUCAUCCGAGAGCUCCAGGGUUACGAUACAUCCUACCAAGUCGACGACGUUUGAUGCCCACCGAAGAUUAUUUCUAAGCCCGCAUCGAACCUCCGGGACAUCGCUGAUCCCUCCGCCGUCGACGAAACCAGGCUUAAAUUUAGCCUUUCUUCACCAGCUGUUCAGCCUCCUUAGCAUUAUGAUCCCGAGAUGGAAUAGCAAGGAGACAGGGCUUCUUGUUAGUCACGGCGUUUUCUUAAUGCUUCGAACAUAUCUUUCCCUGAUCGUUGCACGACUCGAUGGAGAAAUUGUCAGAGAUUUGGUUGCAGGGAAAGGCAGGGCAUUCAUAUGGGGAAUUAUCAAGUGGUGCGGAAUUGGAACUUUCGCUUCGUACACCAACGCGAUGAUAAAGUUCCUCCAGUCAAAGGUUUCUAUUGCGUUCCGUACACGCCUAACUCGGUAUAUCCAUGAUCUCUACCUCAACGACAACCUAAACUAUUAUAAGUUGUCGAAUCUAGACGGAGGAGUGGGGCAAGGAGCGGAUCAGUUCAUCACUCAGGAUCUUACGCUCUUCUGCACCGCUGUGUCCUCGUUAUAUUCGUCCCUUGGGAAGCCAUUUGUCGACCUCGUUGUUUUUACCUAUCAGCUCUACCGCUCUUUGGGACCAAUCGCCUUCGCUGUCAUUAUCAGCGGCUAUUCUGGUACCGCCAGCCUUCUUCGUCGCCUUUCACCCCCAUUCGGAAAGUUAAAGGCGGUGGAAGGUAAAAAGGAAGGAGAUUUUCGCAGCUUACAUUCAAGAAUUUUGGCGAACGCAGAAGAAAUUGCAUUCUAUGGUGGCGCGGAUAUCGAAAGAGUGUUCUUGUCGAAAAGCUUCAGGGAGCUACAGAAAUGGAUGGAAGGCAUCUAUGGGCUCAAAAUCCGUUACAAUAUGUUUGAAGAUAUCAUUUUGAAGUAUUCUUGGUCAGCCUUGGGAUACCUCAUUACAUCUCUGCCGAUUUUCCUUCCGGCUUGGGGCGGACUGGGUGGAAUGUUGGAGAUGGCGAGUACAGACACGAGUUCUAACCGAGAACGAGGCCGGAUGAAAGACUUCAUUACCAAUAAGAGGUUAAUGUUGUCUCUCGCUGACGCUGGUGGACGAAUGAUGUACAGUAUCAAGGACCUUGCGGAAUUGGCAGGGUACACGUCACGAGUUUAUACCCUGAUUUCUACUUUGCAUCGCGUUCAUGCCAACGCGUACUAUCGAGGCCGUGAUAUCCAACCGGAGUUAUACUCACUAUCCGAUGUUCAGGGGACGAUCCACAGUGGCUUUGACGGAGUUCGUCUUGAGCAUGUACCGAUUGUCGCACCUGGGCUAUUCCCUCAAGGAGGUGACGAGCUCAUUGAAUCACUUUCAUUCAUAGUCCAUUCCGGCGAGCAUUUGUUGGUCUCCGGACCGAACGGUGUUGGCAAGUCUGCAAUUGCACGAAUUGUUGCUGGUCUAUGGCCCGUAUAUCGCGGCCUGGUGAGCCGUCCCCGAAUCUUUGGCACUGAUGGAAUUAUGUUCCUCCCGCAGCGGCCUUACCUUAGCGUUGGCACACUAAGAGACCAAGUUAUUUACCCACAUCGUGAGAUGGACAUGAGAGAAAACAGGCGCACAGAUGCCGAGCUUUUGCAGAUUCUUGAGGCCGUGCAUUUGGGAUACCUUCCUGAACGUGAAGGAGGCUGGGACUGCCGGAAAGAAUGGAAGGACGUCCUUAGUGGCGGUGAGAAGCAGCGGAUGGCCUUUGCGCGACUCUUGUACCACGAGCCGCGUUAUGCUUUUAUCGAUGAAGGCACGUCCGCGGUAUCAUCAGACGUCGAGGGACUCCUUUAUGAACGGUCCAAGGAGCGAGGUAUCACGUUGAUCACGAUCUCCACCCGCGCAUCUCUGAAACGGUAUCACACUUUCAAUCUUACUCUUGGAUUGGGCGUCGAUGGAAAUGGCUGGGAAAUUGAUCGUAUCGGGACUGAGAAGGAGAAAAUGGGCGUGGAGAAGGAGCUACAGGAGCUCAGAAAGCGGUUGAAUAAUGUGGAGGAUUUAAAAAGACGGCGCGAGGAGAUCGGGAACGAACUGCAAAAAGUCUGGCUUGAUGAUGGUAACCAGCUGGCUCCUCCAUUGUAUGAGGAGGCGAUUGCGGUGGAGAGUCCAGAUAACAUCACAGUUGACUAAUUUCUGACAGAGAGUAAUUUUUUCUAGGAAGUGGUGGAGUAUUGCAUGAGCCGCGCACGAUUACGAUUGCAGGGUUGGGUUGAAGCAUACUUUUGAGGCGUCGAAUAUAUUUAUUGUUGCCAUGUCCCUGAUACCUACAUUGUAUGUAAAUAGUGUUUAUUUCAACAAA
Molecule: messenger RNA, 2821 nt
Organism: Coccidioides posadasii C735 delta SOWgp
Lineage: Eukaryota; Fungi; Ascomycota; Eurotiomycetes; Onygenales; Onygenaceae
Biological process (GO): very long-chain fatty acid catabolic process; long-chain fatty acid import into peroxisome; fatty acid beta-oxidation
Cellular component (GO): peroxisomal membrane
Molecular function (GO): long-chain fatty acid transmembrane transporter activity; ATP hydrolysis activity; ABC-type transporter activity
Source: RefSeq, a predicted model, not a curated record